This is a messenger RNA of Elephantulus edwardii (Cape elephant shrew), 714 nucleotides long. It is a transcript of the gene CDCA4, whose product is annotated as cell division cycle associated 4. Lineage: Eukaryota; Metazoa; Chordata; Mammalia; Macroscelidea; Macroscelididae. The transcript has a single exon. Bases 1 to 714 code for a protein of 237 amino acids. Gene Ontology annotation, cellular component: nucleus. Gene Ontology annotation, molecular function: transcription regulator activity. The record is from RefSeq and is a predicted model, not a curated record.
AUGUUUUCCCGAGGACUGAAGAGGAAGAGUGCAGACAGUGAGGAUGCGGCCUCGGGGCCCCCGGGCAUCCGCGUGGCGUCCUACGACCUGCAGCGGCAGUCCCUGCUGGACAUGUCGCUGGUGAAGCUGCAGCUGUGCCACAUGCUGGUGGAGCCCAACCUGUGUCGCUCUGUCCUCAUCGCCAACACUGUGCGGCAGAUCCAGGAGGACAUGACCCAGGACGGCACCUGGCGCCUGCUGGCCCCACCGACACCCGGGCCCGCACUGCCUGACCGCCUCGUCUCCACGGACAUCCUGUGCCGGUCACCAUGCGAGCAGGAGCUGCGGCGGCCAGAGCCCCACAAUAGCGGAUUGCCAGUGGGCCUCCUGGACAGCACAGGUCUGGACCUGCCCUCAGUACCCGCUGCACAGGGACCCAGACCUCCUCCCAGCAGCGUCUGGGAAGUAGAUGGGUCUCGGGGAAGCUUCCAGAAGUCUCUGGACCAGCUCUUUGAGACCCUGGAAAGCAGAAGCCCCAGCAGCAUGGAGGAUCUGCUGUCUGACAGGGAUGGUCCCUAUUAUGACUUGGACUCGAUGCUGACGGGCAGUGGCAGGCCCAGCCCCUGUGACCCACUUGAGGGCUUGGUGCCCCUGUCUGCUGUGUCCCCCAGCCCCAGCUGCAAGGCUGACCUGGGCGAGCUCGACCAUAUUGUGGAGAUCCUGGUGGAGACCUGA